AUGCAUUCUGCACAUGCAUUGCAGCAGCACUGCAGGGUCGCUAAGUUCUACCGCCACGAGGACGGCAUUCGAGAUACAUCCCCAAUUAGACCAUUGGCAAGGCUUGUCAUCCUGCUGGCUAUGGGUAGAGUUGAAGGAUCAGGCCAAUCACAUGGAUCUCGGCCCCAAAAACACGGUGAAUUUUAUCGCCAGAAUUGUGUAGCAUCCGAUAAAUACGCCGGUUUCCCGCGGAUAGGACGCCAAAGCUCGAGCCGGCACAAACUCAAACCUCGACCGGAGAAACAAGAAGCGAACUUGGUAACGAUGAACGGAGUACGGAGUAAAGAGAACAUCUGCUUGGAAAUCCCCAGGAUUCGAUUCCGCCAGACCGCCAGGGCCCGUAACCCAGGAGUCCCCGCAGGCAAAGUAUCAAGGAUUAGAAUACGAAAGCAGCACCUUCUCUGUGAUGCAUCUCAAUACUUUGGUGUGGACCCUGAGUAA
Trichophyton rubrum CBS 118892 is the source of this 480-nucleotide messenger RNA. RefSeq lists its product as uncharacterized. The record is from RefSeq and is a predicted model, not a curated record. Lineage: Eukaryota; Fungi; Ascomycota; Eurotiomycetes; Onygenales; Arthrodermataceae. The coding region runs from base 1 to 480 and encodes 159 amino acids. The transcript has 2 exons.